CGAGAGGUGGAGGGUUGUCGUCUCACGAGGCGCGGCUUGUCACAGCAGCAGCAGACGGAAGGUGAACCAACAACUCAAUCAAAGGUGAGCGUCCCCAUUACUGAUAAUGUCAAACACCGGCCUUAUUCGACGCAUCAACAGCCAGCCUCCACUCCCAACCCCGAUACUAUCAUGUUCAAAGUUGGCAUUUUCUGUCAUAUCCAUUGCUCAGAUUGCCAUGGGUGCAGUGCAUCUGGAUGACUGUCCGCGGCAGCACUACAUCCCCAUCUAUCUGAUCGUGGCCGGAGUCUUUGGACUGGUGCUGUCGGUGUUCUCCUGCCUGCCCUGCACCAAAGCCCCCGAAGACGGCACCUUCAACCCGCUCACUCGAGUCUGCAUGGCCUGGAACUCGUUGACAUCUUUCUUCUUCUUCUGCUGGUUUAUAGCCGGUAAUGUGUGGAUAUACUCUAUUUACGAGCCCAACUACAACAGGAACACAACAAAUGUGGAUCCCUACUGCGACCGGUCCCUCUACCUGUUUGCCUUCUGGACCACCACCUUAGUCUACAUCCUCCUGUGUCUGUUCAUGGUUGGCGGCUGCUGUGUCUGCUUCUGCUUUUUGCUGUGUGGCCGAGCCGACGCAGACGACGACGUCUAGAGACAAGCAAACCGGCGAGGAGACAGGAAGCGUCCAAUGAGGCUCUUAUACAGUUGAUGUAUUACGACACAGGACUAAUGUUUCAUCUUGACACCUACCGUGUCUGUGGUGGCACUGCCUUUGAUUCGACAGCCUCGUUGGGAUACACAUCUGAUUUUUAUCUCAAAUCAGUCUGCAGGUGGUUUAUUGAUGCAGAGACUUUUCCACCUGCAAAAGCUGCAAUGCAGUCUGUUGGGAGGAAUGCCCUCUCACUCGCAGUCCAAAAGAUACAUGAGAUGUAUUGUUGACUUGUUCAACCAAGAAUUGGGUUUAAACUUAAUACAGAGUACAGGAUAAUAUGAAAAGAUAUCUGUUCUCAUUCAUUUUGCCUUUUUACUUUUUUGUUAAUUUGUUUCAUGAAGGCACGCUAUAAAACAUACCUUCAUACGCCAUCUUGCCCAUCAUGCACUUUAAUAGACAAUGAUUUCUAAUACAGCGGAUGCCUAUAUAAGAUACUUUAUGAUGCAGUGGUAUGUUUACUGGGGGAACCAUCAUUUAUUCAUCAUUAUGUGAUAUUGAAUCACAACUCUUAAUUUGCAGAUUAAACUGUAUCAGAAUAUAUAUCAAAGUUUGUGUGUAUAUAACACGAUUAAGAUUACCUACAGUAUAUAUUUACCAUCAUGCUAUCAAAGAUACGUUGUAUUUUGUAACCUGAAACAUCUAUUAAAAGAGAAAGAAACUUGGAAAUGUGUAAUAUGGAAACUGUAUUUCUAAAUAAAGGAAACGGGUUUCUCCA
This is a messenger RNA of Cyclopterus lumpus (lumpfish), 1412 nucleotides long. RefSeq names its product transmembrane protein 272-like. The record is from RefSeq and is a predicted model, not a curated record. Bases 107 to 637 code for a protein of 176 amino acids. Lineage: Eukaryota; Metazoa; Chordata; Actinopteri; Perciformes; Cyclopteridae. The transcript is spliced from 5 exons.